Molecule: messenger RNA, 643 nt
Organism: Caenorhabditis auriculariae
Lineage: Eukaryota; Metazoa; Nematoda; Chromadorea; Rhabditida; Rhabditidae
Source: the annotation of a GenBank genome assembly
AUGACUCUUGACGACGUUGAGCUCAAGGCCGGUCACGCUCCGGCCAACAUGGUCGGUGGCCGCCGCAUCUCCAACAAGAAGGACCGACGUCCUUCGGAAGGCCACGAGCGCGUCGACUCGGAGAGCUCAGAUGAGCCGAUGCCCAAGGAAAUCGUCGACGUCGACUUGCCGGCUAAGGUCAGCUUCAGGAAAAAGAGAGAAAGGAGUAUUGAAUGACUGGAAGCGGUUUUUAAAAAGUUGGUGAGGAAAAAGUGCUUGGAAAAAAAUUAAUGUGAAUAUAGGGAUUAACGAGAGAUAUAUUUGGCUCCUCUUGUUCAGAAAUUUACUUUCUAGAAAACCAUCUAUCUGACCACUUGAGGGUUUUUUCAAAUCAUCCUCCGACAAUCUUAUACACUCCCGAGACUUUUAGACAUCUAGCCCUCUUCAAGUUUACAUGAGAGUAGCUAAAUGAAGUUAAGUCCUUUUCUGAACUCUAAUUUGCAAUAAACAAGACAUUUUGCAGAUGGAGCGCAGUUAUCCGACUGCCGCGGUUCGACACACGCAUGACAAGCCGAUGCCGUCGGUGCAGCCAAAGGCGCAGAACCACCAGAACAUUGGCAACAACAAGGGACAGACUUUCCAGCCAAGAAAGAUCACCCACUAA